Molecule: messenger RNA, 1761 nt
Organism: Desarmillaria tabescens
Lineage: Eukaryota; Fungi; Basidiomycota; Agaricomycetes; Agaricales; Physalacriaceae
Product: alcohol oxidase
Exons: 14
Coding region: 1-1761 (586 amino acids)
Molecular function (GO): oxidoreductase activity, acting on CH-OH group of donors; flavin adenine dinucleotide binding
Source: RefSeq, a predicted model, not a curated record
AUGUCCGCCCCAGUGUCCUUUGACUACGUCGUCGUGGGCGGCGGUACCGCCGGCCUGGUUAUUGCCACUCGCUUAGCCGAGGAUUCCAACGUCUCUGUCGGCGUCAUCGAAGCUGGAGAGGAUCAGUCAAGUCGUCCUGAUGUUCUCAUUCCUGGAAUGGCGGCUAUGCAUCUGAGAGGUCCUUCUGACAUGGACUGGAAGAUGUACACUACACCCCAGCCUGGCGCGAAAGGGCGUAGUCUCUGGCUCCCUAGGGGAAAGGUCGUCGGUGGAUGUGCUGAACGAAAUUUCAGGGGUAAUAUUGCUGAAUACGAUGCGUUUGAAACGUUGGGCGCGACUGGAUGGAAUUGGAAAAACCUGAUUCCCUAUUUCAAGAAGUCCGAGACUUUCACAAUCACAGAGAAACAAUCAGCCGAGACUGGGAUCAAGUUCAACCCUGAAAUGCACGGUUCAAGUGGACCUAUUCACAGGACACUCUCUAGGUGGUCCAGUAAUAUUCUCAAGCCUCUCAUCGACGGAUUUGCUUCUGUCGGGGUCCCCCUUAACACCGAAUACUACGAUGGUUACAGUGGUGGUGUUUACCCAAUGCAACUAUCUGUCCACCCAGAGCAUUGUGUCCGUAGUUCGGCGGCUUCUGAAUAUUACGGCCCGAACAAACAUAGGAGUAACUUAACAUUGAUCACUGGCGCAGAAGCGACACGCAUUCUUUUGAAGACCGAUGAAUCUUCGGGCGAGAUCAUCGCUACUGGUAUCGAGUACUCUAAGGGCGGGGAGUUGCUCACCGUGUCCGCCAACAAGGAAGUCAUCCUGACACUAGGUACCAUGAAGACACCGCAGUUACUAGAACUGUCGGGCAUCGGUGAUAAAAAGAUCUUAGAAGUACAUAACAUUCCCGUUGUACUCGACCUCCCCGGCGUCGGAAACAACUAUCAGGACCAUUAUACCUCCGCUUUCAUUGCCGAGAUUGAUCCCAAAUAUGAAUCGAUGGAUAUGAUGAUGGACCCACAGCAAGCUGCGUUAGAAUUCCAACUAUAUCAAGAGAAGAAACAGGGCCGAUUGACUUCUAACGGACCCGGUCUUUACUCAUUCAUCUCAGCUCAGACUUACAUGUCUGAGGAAUCCGUGGAGGAGAUCACAACAAAAGCGGAUAAGAUCGCCAACGAUUCUUCUAACCCGACUUUCAAGGCACAAGCAGAGUGGCUCAAACGUGACAAUAUCCCUGACUUGGAAUUUGCAACAUUCAAUGGAUAUAUGCCAACUGGGACUACAAUGCCCGAGCCGGGAAAACACUAUGUUUCCUGGUUGCUUGCCGCUGCGCACCCGUUCUCUCGUGGCACAGUACACAUCAACUCUUCGGACCCUUACGCGCCACCGGAGAUUGACCCUCACAUGUUCGAGGAGGAUAUCGACGUUCAGAUCCUCGCCGAGGGUCUCAAGUUCGCUCGUAAACUUAUCAAAUCGGACGUUCUCAGCACAGUUGUCAAAGGCGAGAUUGCUCCCGGGAAGGACAUAAAGUCCGAUGAGCAGCUCCAGGACUACGUGCGGAGCACCGGCAUGACUGUCUACCAUCCUAUUGGAACCGCCUCAAUGCUCCCUAAAGAGGAUGGAGGCGUCGUGGAUGCUAACGUGAAGGUCUACGGUACUAAGAACUUGCGGGUGGCCGACGCCUCGAUCAUUCCUGUCCACAUUGCCUCUCACCCUCACACGACUAUCUACGCUAUGGCGGAGAAGGCCGCGGACAUUAUCAAGGCGGCAGCUUAA